GGAAGAAGCGGGAAAAGUAAAACCAAAAUGGCGGGAAACUUGUCCGAUACAGUCCUCAAUUCCUCACAACUCGCUCCCGUCUUCCUUUUUGAAUAUUAUUUCCCUCUAAUUUUUGAUUCUAGGGUUUCCGAGAUGUUUUCCAGCACCCAAUUCGAUGUCACUUCCGCCUUCUCCGGCGGUGGAUUUAUGCCCUCCCAGUCAACUCAGCUCACCGAUUCGGCUCCAUCUCCUGCGAAAAGUCGCGAUUCCCAGGGUUUGGUUCCGGCGACAGUGAAGCAGAUAAGUCAAGCUUCUCACUCUGGUGAUGAGAAAUCAAGUUUUGUGAUCGAUGGCGUGGAUGUUACUAAUGUUACGGUGGUUGGAAUGGUGUUUGAUAAAGCCGAAAAGGUUACCGAUGUUGGUUUCAUUGUGGACGAUGGAACAGGCCGAAUUGGUUGUAGAAGAUGGGUGAAUGAGAAUUUUGACACAACCGAAAUGCAGAAUAUACAAGACGGGAUGUACGUUCGCAUUAAUGGGCACUUGAGAAGUUUCCACGGUGUAAGGCAGUUGCUUGCUUUCUCUGUGAGGCCUGUGACAAACUUUGAUGAGGUUACUUUCCACUUCAUUGAUUGCAUACACACCCAUCUGCAGAAUUCCAAAUUGCAGUUGAAGCUGCAAGGAGGUGCCUCAAUUCAGUCUCACAUGGUUGAAUCAUCUGUGAACACACCUGUGCGCAGUGGAUCAAAUGGAAAUCAGACAUCCACAUCUAUCCAAUUAUCCAAGCAAUAUAGCGUCGAUGGACUAAAGGACUGUGAUCAGCUAGUUCUUGAAUAUUUGCAACAAUCUUCAAGCAUGGGGCAAGAAAAAGGCACACACAUCGAUGAACUUUGCCAGCAGCUAAGGCUUCCCAUGGAGAAGAUAAAGGGAUCUAUUAGGUCACUUGAAGAUGAAGGCCUGAUUUACUCUACAAUCGAUGAAUUUCACUACAAAGCAACCUGACAAAUUUGUUAAAUUGUUGCCUGGGAUAUGACUGCUUCUGGUGACAUGAUUAUGUAAUGAAUAGUACUUGCUGUUGGAGACUAGUGAAAAAUUGUAGAUAUUUAUCAGAUCCCUGAACUAAAGCACAUGUUAUGCAUUGUUUUGUCCUUUCAGAUCAUGGAAUUGACAGUCCAAAGUUCAACA
Hevea brasiliensis (rubber tree) is the source of this 1161-nucleotide messenger RNA. RefSeq names its product replication protein A 32 kDa subunit A. NCBI's taxonomy places the organism in Eukaryota, Viridiplantae, Streptophyta, Magnoliopsida, Malpighiales, Euphorbiaceae. Gene Ontology annotation, biological process: DNA replication; nucleotide-excision repair; double-strand break repair via homologous recombination. Gene Ontology annotation, molecular function: DNA binding. The transcript has 10 exons. The record is from RefSeq and is a predicted model, not a curated record. The coding region runs from base 28 to 978 and encodes 316 amino acids. Gene Ontology annotation, cellular component: nucleus; chromosome, telomeric region; DNA replication factor A complex.